Polyodon spathula (Mississippi paddlefish) is the source of this 1480-nucleotide messenger RNA. Its product is annotated as cyclin-L2-like. NCBI's taxonomy places the organism in Eukaryota, Metazoa, Chordata, Actinopteri, Acipenseriformes, Polyodontidae. The record is from RefSeq and is a predicted model, not a curated record. The transcript is spliced from 11 exons. Gene Ontology annotation, molecular function: cyclin-dependent protein serine/threonine kinase regulator activity. Gene Ontology annotation, biological process: regulation of transcription by RNA polymerase II. The coding region runs from base 57 to 1400 and encodes 447 amino acids. Gene Ontology annotation, cellular component: nucleus.
CGUGCGGGCGUGGGCGGGAGUUGCGUAGCGCUUUCUCCCCGGCUGUAGACGCAGCGAUGGCCGAGGGGAUCCUGAUCGGGGGGAAGCGCUACUCCGGAGUGAGGCUGACCCUCGAUAACUGCCUGCUUCCCGGGGAGCUGCUCUCUCAAACCCCGUCCGCGGCUCACGGCCUGCGGCCCGACAGCGAGGCAGAGCUCCGGCGGGAGGGCUGCGAGCUGAUCCAGGCCGCGGGGAUCCUGCUCAGACUGCCGCAGGUUGCCAUGGCCACCGGGCAGAUCCUGUUCCAGAGAUUCUUUUACUGCAAAUCAUUCGUGAAGCACUCCAUGGAGUACAUCGGCAUGGCCUGCCUGCACCUCGCCUCGAAGAUUGAGGAGGAGCCGCGGAGAGUGCGGGACGUCCUGAACGUGUUCCACCGGCUGCGACAGAUCAAGCAGCGCCGUAAGCUGUUUCCUCUGCCUCUGGAUGCGAGUUACAUCUGCCUGAAGAAUCAGGUGAUCAAAGCAGAGCGUCGUGUCCUCAAGGAGCUUGGCUUCUGUGUGCACGUCAAGCACCCGCACAAGAUCAUUGUGAUGUACAUUCAGGUGCUGGAGCUCGAAAAGAACAAGAGCCUGGUGCAGACAGCCUGGAACUAUAUGAAUGACAGCUUGCGUACGGACGUGUUUCUGCGCUUCUCCCCCGAGGGCAUCGCCUGCGCGUGUGUGUACCUGGCAGCGCGGGCCCUGCAGAUCCCAUUGCCCAACCGACCGCACUGGUUCCUGCUGUUUGGAGUGGAAGAGGCGGGGAUCCGGGAGGUCUGCCAGAGGAUACUGCAGCUGUACCUACCCCGCAAGACUCCUCUCUCCUCUCUGGAGCUGCUGGUGCAGCAGUGCAGGCUGGCCCUGGACGAGGCACGGACGCAGACCAAGAGGCUGCUCCCCAACGGGACCCCCAAACUGGAGACCCCCGCGGGCUUCUCCCCCGCAUCCAAGACCGGCUCCCCGGUGGAUGGGAAGGGUCAGCGCCGGUCUCCUCUCUCUCUCCACGCUGUGAAGAAUCUCCGUCGCCGGCUGGACGCGGAGGAGAGGCGAGCGAGAUCACGCAGCCCCGUCGUCAGGAAGGGCCGAGGUCACAGUGCUCAGCGCAGCUACACUCGCCCCAGCUCUCCUGCACUGAGCCCGAAGCGCAGGAGAAGCCGCAGCGUGUGCUCCUCCGCCCCGCCUCGCUCCCGCAGCGCCUCCUCUUCCAGACGCAGGGGGCGCGGCAGGGCGGGGGGCUCCCGCAGCUCCUCCCCCUCCCGCAGCGACUCCCCCCCGCCCCCGAGACCCCCCCGGAGAGAGCGGCGGUGCGGCCGCUCCCCGUGCACAGAGGGGCCCCCGCGGUCCCGGGCUCACAGGGAGAGGGCCACAGCGCGGAGACGGUAGUGCGGGAGAGAGCCCUGGAACCAUUCCUCAACAGACUGGUCCCCGGAUCACUGCAGCGCUGCACAGGGGACCCGGGGCCA